UUCUAACCAGCAUUAUUUUUGCGAUGAUAAACGCAUCCAUCGUAUUGUACAUGUGUCAACGCUUUUUCCGUGUCAUGAGAGCACAUUAUCAAAUUAUGGCCGAGGCUGAGAAGUUUAAUACAAUCAUUUCUGAAUCGCGUGCAAGCCUCGAUUAUAUUACCUCAAAGAUAUCUGAAGGAAUGGAUCAGAUGAAGGAGGACAUCGCCAAAGAAUUGUCCAUUACCGAUCAUUUAACGAAGCUCAGUUCGAAAAUAAAUCUCUUGCUGCAACGUUAUUCCGAGUUGGAGGAAGGAUUGAUCGAGCUGGUGCGAAUGGAUCAUAACACAAAAAGCGUGCGAAUCGAGACGCCGACUGACAUCAACGAAGAAGUCAAAAGCAUCCUCACAACGGCGAGAAAAAAUCAAUCUCAACAGCAACAAUCGGACCGAAUACCGAAAAAGCUACGGAUAUCGACGACCAUAUCUACAGGAGCAAAGGAUUUUCAGGCGCAAAAUCACGCGAGUCCGAAAUGCCUCGCGCCGCAGUCAUGCGAUAUUAUUAAUCUGUCGAACGUAACGACGUCUGAGAGACAAGACAAACCACGUACGUCUAUUUAUCCAGAAGUACAGCUGUUAAACGAUCCGAGACCUGCAGCUGAUGCAAAACCCAUUGGUUUUCGGCCGACCUGGAAGUGCGAGGCUUAAAACGAUAUUGAGGUAAUUUAGUUCUUUUGGUUUCUUUCUUCCAUCAUUUUUUGUAAAAACGCAGAAAAAAAUUGUAAAUGUGAAAUAAUUAUUUAAAUUGUAAAAUUGUAAGAAACUAUAACAAAUAAACCAUGGUUUGUAUAUUUAAAAAAUUAUAUCGGUAUAAAAAAAAAAAUCGAUGAUCAAAAACGACGUAAAA
Molecule: messenger RNA, 882 nt
Organism: Linepithema humile (Argentine ant)
Lineage: Eukaryota; Metazoa; Arthropoda; Insecta; Hymenoptera; Formicidae
Source: RefSeq, a predicted model, not a curated record